Molecule: messenger RNA, 7777 nt
Organism: Phacochoerus africanus (Common warthog)
Lineage: Eukaryota; Metazoa; Chordata; Mammalia; Artiodactyla; Suidae
Gene: EEA1
Product: early endosome antigen 1
Exons: 30
Coding region: 216-4574 (1452 amino acids)
Biological process (GO): endocytosis
Cellular component (GO): early endosome
Molecular function (GO): 1-phosphatidylinositol binding; metal ion binding
Source: RefSeq, a predicted model, not a curated record
CUCGCUGGCUAUCUCGUCCGUGGCUCGCGCGCGCUCCCUCUCACCGCCUGUGGGGAAGUCGGGGCCGCCCUAGCGGCCGCCGCCACCGCCUCGCCCCGACCUCCUCCCAGGUUCCCUUCUGGCUCAGUCCCUCCCGCCCGCGCACCCCCGAGUAGUGAGUGACCCCGAGGAGGGUCCGGAGAGUCACCGCGGCAGCGCCGGGGGGUGUUUAAACCAUGUUAAGGAGGAUUUUGCAGAGGACUCCUGGGAGAGUUGGCUCUCAAGGUUCUGAUUUAGAUUCAUCAGCAGCUCCUAUAAACACAGUGGAUGUCAAUAAUGAAAGCUCCUCAGAGGGUUUCAUCUGUCCAUUAUGUAUGAAAAGAUGUGUAACUGCUAUUGAUUUGUCGGAGCAUUACCAGAAAGUGCACGCUGAAAAUGAGACAAGAGGACAGGAACUUCUUAAUGACUCCAGUGUUACUGGUUUCAUAUGUCCCCAGUGUAUGAAAUCUCUUGGAUCUGCUGAUGAACUUUUCAAACACUAUGAGGCAGUUCAUGAUGCUGGUAAUGAUUCAAGUCAGGGAGGAGAAGCACUUGCUCUGAAACGAGAUGACAUAACACUACUCAGACAAGAGGUCCAAGACCUACAGGCUUCACUUAAGGAAGAAAAAUGGUACUCAGAAGAAUUAAAGAAAGAAUUAGAAAAAUUUCAAGGACUGCAGCAGCAAGAGUUGAAACCUGAUGGAGUAGUGGCUGAUUCAUCAGCAGAACUACAGUCUUUGGAACAGCAAUUAGAAGAAGCCCAAACAGAAAAUUUUAAUAUUAAGCAAAUGAAAGACUUAUUUGAACAGAAAGCAGCCCAACUUGCCACUGAAAUUGCAGACAUAAAGUCAAAGUAUGAUGAAGAAAAGAGUCUUCGAGAAGCUGCUGAACAAAAAGUGACACAUCUAACAGAAGAAUUAAACAAAGAAGCAACUAUAAUUCAAGAUCUAAAGACUGAACUGCUUCAGAGACCUGGUAUAGAAGAUGUUGCUGUGCUCAAGAAAGAACUGGUCCAAGUGCAAACUCUAAUGGACAACAUGACCUUGGAACGUGAGAGAGAAUCUGAAAAACUCAAAGAUGAGUGCAAAAAGUUACAAGCAGAAUAUGUUAACUCAGAGGCCACGAUAAGCCAGCUGAGGAGUGAACUUGCCAAAGGCCCCCAGGAAGUUGCUGUAUAUGUGCAGGAAUUACAAAAACUUAAAAGUUCAGUUAAUGAAUUAACACAAAAAAAUCAGAACUUGACUGAAAAGUUGCAGAAGAAAGAACUAGACUAUACUCAGUUAGAGGAGAAACAUAAUGAAGAAUGUGUGAGUAAGAAGAGUAUACAAGCAAGCCUUCACCAAAAAGACCUAGAUUGUCAACAGCUUCAGUCAAGGUUAUCUGCAUCUGAAACUUCACUGCAGAGAAUACAGGCAGAAUUGGGUGAGAAGGGAGAAGCUACUCAAAAGCUCAAAGAAGAAUUAUCAGAAGUGGAGACCAAGCACCAGCAUCUCAAGGCAGAGUUUAAACAGCUACAACAACAGAGAGAAGAGAAGGAGCAGCAUGGGUUACAACUCCAAAGUGAAAUUAAUCAAUUACAUAGCAAACUUCUGGAGACAGAGCGCCAACUAGGGGAAGCUCAUGGUAGACUGAAAGAACAGAGACAGCUUUCAAGUGAAAAGUUGAUGGAUAAAGAACAACAAGUGGCUGAUCUACAACUCAAACUUUCUCGUUUAGAAGAAGAACUGAAGGAAAAAGUAGCAAAUUCCACAGAAUUGCAGCAUCAGUUAGAUAAAACAAAGCAACAGCAUCAAGAACAACAAGCUCUUCAGCAAAGCACUACAUCAAAACUUCGAGAAGCUCAGAAUGAUUUGGAACAAGUACUUCGUCAAAUUGGUGAUAAGGACCAAAAGAUCCAGAACCUUGAAGCCUUAUUACAGAAGAGUAAAGAAAAUAUUUCUUUAUUAGAGAAGGAAAGAGAAGAUCUUUAUGCAAAAAUUCAGGCUGGUGAAGGAGAGACUGCUGUUCUUAAUCAAUUGCAAGAAAAAAACCAUAUAUUACAGGAACAAGUAACUCAACUAACGGAGAAACUGAAGAAUCAGUCAGAAAGCCAUAAACAGGCCCAGGAGAAUUUGCAUGACCAGGUGCAAGAGCAGAAGGCACAUCUCAGAGCUGCCCAAGACCGUGUCCUCUCCCUGGAAGCCAGCAUCAGUGAAUUGAGCAGUCAGUUAAAUGAAAGCAAGGAGAAGGUCUCCCAGCUUGACAUACAGAUUAAAGCCAAAACUGAAUUAUUGCUAUCAGCAGAAGCAGCAAAAACUGCUCAAAGAGCGGAUCUUCAAAAUCAUUUGGACACAGCUCAAAAUGCAUUACAAGAUAAACAGCAGGAGUUAAAUAAAAUCACUACUCAACUGGACCAGGUCACUACAAAGUUGCAGGAUAAACAGGAACAUUGCGGUCAGCUGGAAAGUCAUCUUAAAGAAUAUAAAGAGAAACAUCUCUCUUUAGAACAGAAAACUGAAGAAUUAGAAGGUCAAAUUAAGAAAUUGGAAGCUGAUUCACUUGAAGUUAAAGCAAGCAAGGAGCAGGCUUUGCAGGAUCUACAACAGCAAAGACAACUGAACACAGAUUUAGAGCUUAGAGCUACAGAAUUGAGUAAACAACUUGAAAUGGAGAAAGAAACAGUGUCCAGUACAAAGUUGGAUCUACAGAAGAAAUCCGAAGCACUUGAAAAUAUUAAGCAAAUGCUUACCAAGCAAGAAGAAGAAAAAAAAAUCCUUAAACAAGAAAUAGAAAAUUUAAGUCAAAAUGCAAAAAUGCAGCAGAAAGAAUUGAAUAACAAAAUUCAAGCAGCAGUGACAGAACUACAAAAAGUAAAGAUGGAGAAAGAAACUCUAGUAACGGAGCUUUCUGCAGCAAAAGAGAAAUUAUCAAAAGUUUCUGAUUCUUUGAAGAACUCCAAAAGUGAAUUUGAAAAGGAAAGUCAGAAAGGAAAAGCUGCUAUAUUAGAUCUGGAGAAAACCUGCAAAGAUUUAAAGCAUCAACUUCAAGUACAGAUAGAAAGCGCACAUAAGGAACAGAAUGAACUGAAAAACUCACUUGAAAAAGAGAAGGAGACUUCUCAUCAGUUGAAAUUGGAGCUCAAUUCAAUGCAGGGACAACUAACGCAGGCCCAGAACAGUUUAAAACAAAAGGAAAAAGAAGAACAACAACUUCAGAGUAACAUAAAUGAGUUAAAGCAACUGACUGAACAGAAGAAAAAGCAAAUUGAAGCACUCCAAGGAGAGGUUAAAAUUGCUGUUUCACAGAAGACAGAACUUGAGAAUAAACUACAGCAGCAGUCAACACAAGCAGCACAGGAACUUGCAGCAGAGAAAGAGAAAAUAUCAGUGUUACAAAAUGCCUAUGAAAAAAAUCAAGAAAAUCUAAAGCAGCUUCAGUCUGAUUUCUAUGGGAAGGAAUCUGAACUUCUUGCCACAAGGCAAGAUCUCAAGUCUGUAGAAGAGAAGCUUUCUCUAGCACAGGAGGACUUGAUUUCAAACAGGAAUCAAAUUGGAAACCAAAAUAAAUUGAUUCAAGAACUGAAGACUGCCAGGACUACUUUGGAGCAAGAUUCAGCCAAGAAAGAAGAGCAGUUGAAGGAGCAGUGUAAAGCACUACAAGAUGUUCAGAAAGAAAAGUCACUGAAAGAAAAAGAACUAGUAAAUGAAAAAUCUAAAUUGGCAGAGAUUGAGGAAAUUAAAUGUAGACAAGAAAAAGAAAUUGCUAAAUUGAGUGAAGAACUCAAGUCUCACAAGCAAGAAAGCAUAAAGGAGGUAACAAAUCUCAAGGAUGCCAGACAGCUUCUGAUUCAACAGAAAUUAGAGCUUCAAGGGAAAGUAGAUUCCCUGAAGGCAACCCUUGAACAAGAGAAGAAAAACCAGCAAAUGUUAAAAGAGCAGAUGAAAAAGGAAGAAGAUGAGCUGAAGAAAGAAUUUAUGGAGAAGGAAACUAAACUGCAUUGUGAAAUAAAAGAAAAAGCAGCAGCAGUGCAGAAGCAUGAGGAAAACGAGGCAAAACGUACCAUGCAGAUGACCGCAUUAAACGAAAACCUGGGCACGGUCAAGAAGGAGUGGCAGUCCAGCCAGCGGCGCGUCAGUGAGCUCGAGAAGCAGACGGACGACUUACGGGGAGAAAUCGCAGUGCUGGAAGCCACCGUUCAGAAUAAUCAAGAUGAAAGAAGGGCACUACUAGAAAGGUGUCUUAAAGGAGAAGGUGAAAUAGAAAAGCUUCAAACCAAAGUACUAGAGUUGCAAAGAAAGCUGGAUAAUACAACUGCAGCAGUGCAGGAGCUGGGCAGAGAGAAUCAGUCCCUUCAGAUCAAGCAUACACAAGCACUGAACAGAAAGUGGGCCGAAGACAAUGAAGUGCAGAACUGCAUGGCCUGUGGGAAAGGCUUCUCAGUCACAGUGCGACGGCAUCACUGCAGACAAUGUGGAAAUAUCUUCUGUGCUGAGUGUUCAGCCAAAAAUGCCUUAACUCCUUCUUCUAAGAAGCCUGUUCGUGUCUGUGAUGCAUGUUUCAAUGACUUGCAAGGAUAAUGGGUUGUCACAACGUCAGAGUAAACAUUAGGUUUUUAAUAAAUGCACUUCACAGAGGUCUUGGACUACUACUCUUUGAUUUGGACAGUGGUUGCAAUACUAAACCAAAUUAGAAUUCGUAUAUUUUGGAAUGUUAUCAAGUAAAACUCUUCUAUUUUUGUGAGACUUGACUUGGGCUCAUCUUUCAUUACUUUUUUCCAUUUCACCCUGGAACAGGUUACAUGCCAAGUUUAGAAUUAGCCAAUGAAAUGUAAAUAAACUUUGGAUGGAGAAUAGCAAUGUAUUUUUUUAAAUAUAAUUUCAUUAUUCACAAAUGACACGAAUACAUGUCCAUAGCUUACUUCUCCCAAAUUUAGUGUACAGAAAGGUACAUGGGUGAUGUUACCAUAUCAUAUAUGCUGCACAGUGACACAUUUUCUUCGUGAAGUCUUGCAUAGAACUAUAAAGCUUUCUUUUUUCUUAGAUAUAGGUCCACAGCUCAGUGACAUUACUGUUAUAUUAUAAAUUUACUGCUCAAGUGUUCUACAUAUACAGAUUAUGUUGAAAUAGGCAUCAACCAUGAAUUUAAACAUGGUUUUAACAAUACUGAUUCAAUUCCUUUGGGUGGACUUUACAUCACCUCUGUAAAAUUAUUUUAUGGUUAUCCUUGGGUUGACUGUUUGAAAGGUUAGAGUUAACUUUUCCUUUUCUAUCUCAUUUUUAAACUCCCACAUAUUCUUCACUAAGAAUCCUACAAAACUUCCUACCCUUAUCCCCACUUGGAAGGUGAAUAACAGAAGUUGUAUAAUGGUCUCUUUCUCUGUUUAAGAGGGAAGUCUUCUGAGAUUACCCUCAAUUAUACCCUCAUUCUCUCUCCAGAAUCUGAAUUUGCUUUUUUAAUGGAUCUUUUUUCAAGGUAAUUUUGUUUAACUUUCUCAAGUAUAGCUCAGUUUCACUGUAAUUGCUUUUAUAAUUUUGCAUUUUAAAGCUAGUAACUGAUACUGCUAUAGUUUCAUCUGUAAAAACAAAUACAAGGAGACAUUAAACACACUGCUUUAUAUUUUCUUCUUACCUAAAAGGGAAGAAUUUUUUAAAGUUGUGAAUGUGACUUAAAUAUUAAAAGGUUCUGAAUUUGAGAUUUCCUAACUGUAAAUCUGUUUACUUUGCAAAAAUAAUGCUAUGAAAUUACAGUUGGGUAAUAGAGUAUCACCAAAACCAAAUUAUUUAGAAACUCCAAAAUUGGCACACAUCUGGGGAAAAGUCACAAUACUGCUUUCUCUUUCUAGAGAAGAGAUACAAAGUUACAUACUUAUUCAGUACAAUCAUUUGUUAAUAGUGGGAAAAGAUGGGAGCUAAUAUUUCAUUUACAGUAGUUUACUGUGUACACUUGCUUUCAAAUAUCAUGCUGAAAUUAUCAUGUUUAUGCUCUACCUAUAACAUACACAAACUAAAAAAGAUUGCCAUAUAUUCACUUAAUAACUUAAAAAAACUGUUUAAGGAAACUCUGUUUAGCUACUAAAAACCCUGAUUGAGUCCCUGGACUUCGAUAAACAUAUAUCUUUGAGCAUUACAGAAUGAACACAUACAAUGGAUCUUUAUUAAAAGUAAUAGCUGGAGAAUAAAAAUUGAGCUAAAUUUAUGCAUUUUCAUAUAUACUUAUAAAUUCCUUCGAAUUGUCUUAAUUGUACACUUCUACAUAUAAGUAACUUAAGUAUGGUGGAAAAACAGAUGUUCACAGCACCAUUUUUUUUUUUUCCAUAAUGAAACUUCAGGAGAACUCUUCUGGAUUAGAAUAUUUAUUCACUUCAUCUCCUAAUGGGAUGUAGUGAAGGCCUUUUCCCUAUCUUGUCCCCUGCCUACAUUUUCAUAAAAAAAUCCUGGGGAGUCAACAAAACCUAAUGUGUUCGAGUGAUUCUCUGCUUUUUAUCCAGCUAAGCUCAUGUCAAUGGCCCCCAUCAGGCUGCUAUAUUUUAAUUAGAAAUGAAAUCUAUUAUUUUGCUAUUAAUUCACCAAUUCAAGGCAUUGUGGAAACAAAAAGGGUUUUUUUUUUUAAUUAAAAAGUCAUCUUCUGAAUGUUUAUUGGUUCUGCUGGUACUAUCUGUCAGUGGUUUAGAGUUGGCAUGUAUGGAGUCUCAGCUCUAAAGCAAAGCACACUGGCAUCCCAUGUGAGUAAAUUCUAAACUCCAGCACAGAAAUGUGGGUUAAAAUCAAGUCUUGCUAGGUUAGGGUACAAUAAGCUAUACCUGCAGAAAUUUUGGGCAGAAAGAAUACAAAGCUGCUGGUAUAGGAUUUGUUUAUUUUGGAGAAAAAUGAGGGAAACAAACAGAAAAACCUCAAUGCAGUGCAUAAUUUUGUUCAACUACCUCUUAAUGCGGAAUUAGCUAGUUUGUUUCCUCACAGUAAUGUUAAAUAGUAACUGCCAAAUUUGUUAAUUCCCCAUCUCUUGAAAAGGCUUUAUGAUUAUUUUAUAGUUUUGGUAACUUUAAACCACUCUUUUUUUUAACCAUGCAUUUGCUUAAAAAUGUUUAGCUUUUAAGUGGAGAGCAAAUUAUGAUCAUAUAUUUUGAUAGUCAUGAUUAUAACAGUUUUUUUUUAUGCACUUUGGCUGAAAUCAUGGAUGAUUUGAUCUGUAAGAUUUAAAUGUGCCAUCAAUUCCGUAUUCUUAGACAUGAGCUUGAUGAAUGGUAUUUUGUAAUUAUAUAAUGUGCCACACAUUAUUGUUUUAAUUGCCCUUUGCCUGAAUUUUAAUGAUCAAUGUUAUUGUUGCAGAUGUGAAUAUUGUGCAUAAACUUACUAAAUUUAUGUAAAACUGUGUAAAAUAGAAUUGGAAAUAGCUAAGUUCUGUGUGGAAGUAAUGACUUUAUUGUAACAUGACGCAGUAUGUAUAGCACAUUCUGUCCUUCCUGAACUGGACCACAUAGUCAUAGCUUCUGUAGAUACUUUUGCAUGACUAUUUUCUCAUUUAGCUUUUGGACACCUUGUUUGUAUGGUGUUUACUACUUGUGAUCAUGUAGUUGUGCCUUAUUUGUGAGAGAGUUUAGCUCAGUCAAUACUGUGGUUUCUAAACUCAGUGAGUGGAAGGUUAUUGAUUAUAAAUGUAACUGAUACAUUGCAUAACAUUUACAUCUGUAUAAAGAACAAUGGCAGGAUCCUUAUUGAAUUGCUGCUUUUUUUUUUUAGUAUGUUAAAGAUGACAUUAAAUUCACUUCUUUCUAGUAGAUAUA